AUAUCACACUCUUAACGCAUAACUUCUGAAUUAUCAUCUAGCCUCGACAACUGAGAAUGCGUAAUGCGGUCAGGAGAGCUGCAAGGGCUGUAUCCAGGAAUGUCUGCCCUAGACUGCAACACCGCGUCUGUCGCCCAUCGCGAAGUUACUCGUCCCUAUCUGCAAUAGCUGCCUGUGCUCCGUCGCCAGCCCCGGUCUGUGAUGCAGCGUCUGCAGCCGCUCGUUCGGCAGGCGAAGCCAGUACCAGCGGCCGCUCGGCACCGGACGCCGGCGGUGCCGCAGACGUGAGCUCGGCCUACAUCCACCUGCCCUUCUGCAAGCGCAAAUGCUUUUACUGUGACUUCCCUGUUAUAGCGGUUGGCCAGCACGCCCCUGCUGCAAACUCCCUCGCUGCUGCCUCCCCCGCUGCUGGGCGAGCUGCUGGACGCGCUGUCCCGCCGCUUCGGUCUGGCCCCCGGCGCGGAGGUGUCCCUGGAGGCCGACCCGGGCACCUUCGACGCCGCGCGGCUGCGGGAGUACGGGCGGCUGGGGGUGACGAGGCUGAGCGUGGGUGUGCAGGCCUUCCAACAGGAGCUGCUCGAGGCGUGCGGCCGCGGUCACGACCUGGCUGACGUGGAGGCGGCGGUGGCUGCGCUACACUCCGCCCCGCCGCCCUCCUGGAGCCUGGACCUCAUCAGCGGCCUGCCCGGCCUCACGCGGCAGCACUGGCGGGCCUCCCUGGAGCGGGCGCUGCAGGCGGGGCCCGACCACGUGUCGGUGUACGACCUGCAGGUCGAGCAGGGCACCCCCUUCGAGCGGUGGCAGCGGGCGGGGCGGCUGCGCCUGCCGCCGGACGAUGCGGCGGUGGAGAUGUACGGCGAGGCCUCGCAGCUGCUGCGGGAGGCGGGGUACGAGCACUACGAGGAUAGCAGCACAUGCUGGGGCACUCUACCGGGUGCAUCACGCUCUGCGGCGCCGCCUCCUAAAACCCCAUCCAUCCGCCUGCCUGCGUGCUGCCUCGUCCCUACCUCUCCCCGUCCGCGCCCCCCCCCC
Molecule: messenger RNA, 1032 nt
Organism: Astrephomene gubernaculifera
Lineage: Eukaryota; Viridiplantae; Chlorophyta; Chlorophyceae; Chlamydomonadales; Astrephomenaceae
Source: the annotation of a GenBank genome assembly